Molecule: messenger RNA, 963 nt
Organism: Vicia villosa (hairy vetch)
Lineage: Eukaryota; Viridiplantae; Streptophyta; Magnoliopsida; Fabales; Fabaceae
Exons: 1
Coding region: 1-963 (320 amino acids)
Source: RefSeq, a predicted model, not a curated record
AUGCUAAAGGUUAGUAAAUCUUCUCCUUUUCUUAAAGAUCCUUUUAUUGAGAGUUGUCGCUUUAUGGUGGGCAAUGGGUUUAACACACCGUUUUGGGAGGUUUGUUGGUUAAGUGAUGCUUGCUUGUCGGAUGUUUUCCCGGAACUUUAUGCUAUUUCUUUGUUGAAAAAUGUUUCGGUGGCGGUCAUGGGAGGGUGGUAUGAUGGUAUUUGGAAAUGGGGAGACUUGGGCAUUUCGGAAGAUGAGGCGGUUGAGGCGGGAUUGUUUUCUAGGUUAAUGUCUUUACGAAAUUGCUUAGAAUCUUUCGUGGGUUGUAGUUUGGAGAAGGAUACCGUGAGUUGGAAUUUGGAGACGGAUAAGUGUUUUACGGUUUCAUCUUGUUAUAGUCGGUAUGCUAUCCGACGAAUUCCUUUUGGUCCUAUUAAUAGGAAUGAUGAUGUGUUGGAUAAAAUUUGGAAGAUGGAGGUACCUUUCAAAGUUAAGGCUUUUGCUUGGAGACUUUUUGUGAAUAGGCUACCAACCAAAGAUUUAUUGAAAGUUAGAGGUAUUCCUUUGUCCGCUUCUAAUUUACUUUGUGUUUUUUGUGGGUUACAUUUGGAGGAUAGAGAACAUAUUUUUAUCAAUUGUAAUGUAAUUAAACUUGUUUGGAAAGACAUUGGUGAGUGGGUGGAAUUUUCGGGUUGGAAGGAGAAAUAUUGCAUUCCUCUUUUUAUGGAAUGGUAUGCCAUGAGUUGUAGGAGAAGAAUUAAAGAAGGAAAAUUGGGGGUGUUAUGGUUGGCCACUUGUUGGAUAAUAUGGUUGACAAGAAAUGCUUUUUGCUUCAAUCAAGAGGUGUGGAAUGUAAAUGAUAUUGUGUGGAAGAUCAAGAUUUUGUUGUGGAGAUGGUCUUCCUUUGGAGAUAUUACCUAUUCCAAUUGUAACUUUUACGAUUUUUGUAAAGAGCCGUUGUCUUUUUUAUCGUAA